AAAUACAUACUGAAAUCUAUAUCCUAGGAUUUGAAACAAACUCCCCUUAUCAAAUUGAACUCAAUAGCAAUUCUCAGGUCCCCACUUUUUUCCCCUCUCCACUCUCCUUCCUGUGGACUCACCCACCUACGCAAUUUUCUUCCAACAGUCGAAAACUCCGAUCUUUCACCCCCAAAUUUCACUCCCUCUCAUCGAUCCGAUCUCAAAUCCCCAAUUCCGUGCCCUAAAUCCAAUACAGAUCGCCGCCAUGAUCGAAACGGCGAAGCUGGCGUGGUCUCGUUUGCCGAGCGCCGAGGACGCGGAGGCGCAGGAGGAGGAGAUCAACCAGAGGAUCCUCGCCGGCGGCGGAGCGGAGAGCCUUGAUUAUGAGAUUAUUGAGAAUCACGCCUAUCGAGAAGCGCAGGCGAGGAGAGGAAAGCUUUUUGUUUGGUAUCAUGUGGUCGUGAAAUGGUUCUUCUCGUUGUUGAUAGGAAUUGGCACUGGUGUGGCUGCAGUUUUUAUUAAUCUGGCAGUUGAGAACUUCUCAGGCUGGAAAUAUGCAGCGACCUUUUCUAUUAUACAGCAUUCUUACUUUGCGGGUUUCUUGGUGUUUGUUAUGUUCAAUCUAGCUUUGGUCUUUUCUUCUGUAUACAUCAUCACACAAUUUGCACCAGCAGCAGCUGGAUCUGGUAUUCCUGAAAUUAAAGGGUACUUAAAUGGAGUUGAUACACAUGGGAUUCUCCUCUUAAGAACAUUGAUUGGAAAAAUAUUUGGAAGCAUUGGUUCAGUGGGGGGUGGACUUGCUCUUGGCAAAGAAGGUCCCCUUGUUCACACUGGUGCCUGCAUUGCUUCCCUUCUUGGACAGGUCCAUGCAUUGAUUGUCCAAGGCGACCAAGAGACGGCUUUUGAGUAUUUGAAUCAUAAUUUCAUGGUUGCCAUUCGUUCUGGGGGAUCGACAAAAUAUCACUUAAACUCGAGGUGGUUGCAAGUUUUCGAAAGUGAUCGAGAUCGCCGAGACCUUGUAACAUGUGGCUGUGCAGCUGGUGUUGCUGCUGCUUUUAGAGCUCCUGUUGGAGGUGUACUCUUUGCAUUGGAAGAAGUUACAUCCUGGUGGAGAAGUCAGCUUAUGUGGAGAGUUUUCUUUACAUCUGCUGUUGUGGCUGUUGUUGUACGGUCUGCAAUGAACUGGUGCAAGAGUGGGAAAUGUGGACAUUUUGGUUCUGGGGGUUUCAUAAUCUGGGACAUCUCAGAUGGUCAAGAGGAUUACUCUUUUCAGGAAUUACUCCCGAUGGCCAUUAUUGGUGUUAUUGGCGGUCUUCUUGGAGCCUUAUUUAACCAGCUUACUCUUUAUAUAACUAGCUGGCGUCGGAAAUAUUUGCAUAAGAAAGGAAACAGAGUGAAGAUAUUUGAAGUAUGCCUUCUGUCUUUUAUAACUUCAGCUAUUUCAUUCGGAUUACCACUCCUGAGGAAAUGUAGUCCAUGCCCCAAUCCAGAAACUAAUCCUGGCAUUGAAUGCCCUCGCCCACCAGGAAUAGAUGGAAAUUUUGUAAAUUUCUUUUGUGCGAAGGACAAGGAAUACAAUGAUUUGGCAACCAUUUUCUUUAAUACUCAGGAUGAUGCUAUACGCAAUUUAUUUAGUGCAAAGACAUUUCAUGAGUAUAGUGCUAAGAGCCUUCUCACAUUUUUGGUUAUGUUCUAUUCCUUGGCAGUAGUGACAUUUGGAACUGCUGUUCCUGCUGGUCAGUUUGUUCCCGGAAUAAUGAUCGGUUCAACUUAUGGCCGACUUGUUGGAAUGUUUGUGGUUAAAUUUUACAGCAGACUUAAUGUUGAAGAGGGAACUUAUGCUCUUCUUGGUGCUGCUUCAUUUCUUGGAGGUUCUAUGCGAAUGACUGUUUCUUUAUGUGUCAUUAUGGUUGAGAUCACAAAUAACUUGAAGCUUUUACCCUUAAUCAUGCUUGUUCUUCUUAUAUCUAAGGCUGUUGGUGACUUUUUCAAUGAGGGUCUGUAUGAAGAGCAAGCCCAGUUGAGGGGCAUUCCUUUGCUUGAGUCUCGGCCUAAACAAUAUAUGCGCAAUAUGACAGCAAAAGAGGCUUGCAAGAAUCAGAGGGUUGUGUUCUUCUCUCGUAUUGUCAAAGUUGCAGACAUACUAUCAGUUCUGCAGAGCAACACACACAAUGGUUUUCCAGUGAUAGAUCAUGGACGAAAUGGUGAAACACUAGUGAUAGGUCUCAUACUUCGUAGUCACUUAUUGGUUCUUCUACAGUCUAAGGUAGAUUUUCAAGAUAGCCCGUUUCCUUGUGAUAUUCGUGGUGCAUCCAACAGGCACAAUCUUAGCGAUUUUGUGAAACCUGCCACAAGCAAAGGAAAGUCUAUAGAUCAAAUUCAUUUGACUGAUGAUGAAAAGGAGAUGUACUUAGAUCUUUCUCCCUUUCUGAACCCAUGCCCGUAUAUUGUGCCAGAAGAUAUGUCUUUGUCAAAGGUGUACAAUCUUUUUCGACAAUUGGGUCUAAGGCAUAUAUUUGUAGUCCCUCGUGCAUCUCACGUUAUCGGUCUGAUUACUAGAAAGGAUUUGUUGCUCGAGGAGAAUGACAAUAUAGAUACUGUUGAGCUCCAAUCGACUGUAAGGGAUCAACGGCUGAAUAAAAGAUCAGUUGGUCGAGAUGUACAUACUGAGCCCCUUCUUGAUAGUCUUCUAAUCCAGUAGGACCUUGUAUCUUUUAGAUCAUUCAUCAUAUGAAAAUCAGCAAUUCUUUAAGUUGCUUAGGCUAAGAAAUCAUGUGCACUAGAUAUAUACACGCCCCAUCAUCAAUUGUAUCAAUAUAUACAGAGUGUGAAUAUGUAAAGGGUAUUGGGGCAGCCCAAGUCAAUGGUGCCUUCUGUUGUCAAAGCUUAACUGGUUCCAAGAGACAAUUUUUGGAUUUCUUUGAAAAGAUGUUAUUGGUUAAUCAAAUGUAUAACUGCUGUCAUUUUAAUGUUUUCCAAAUUGUGUACGUUUGUUGCA
Molecule: messenger RNA, 2980 nt
Organism: Asparagus officinalis (garden asparagus)
Lineage: Eukaryota; Viridiplantae; Streptophyta; Magnoliopsida; Asparagales; Asparagaceae
Product: chloride channel protein CLC-d
Exons: 24
Coding region: 248-2683 (811 amino acids)
Biological process (GO): chloride transport; transmembrane transport
Cellular component (GO): membrane; intracellular membrane-bounded organelle
Molecular function (GO): voltage-gated chloride channel activity
Source: RefSeq, a predicted model, not a curated record